Molecule: messenger RNA, 2084 nt
Organism: Esox lucius (northern pike)
Lineage: Eukaryota; Metazoa; Chordata; Actinopteri; Esociformes; Esocidae
Product: purine nucleoside phosphorylase-like
Exons: 6
Coding region: 231-1109 (292 amino acids)
Biological process (GO): nucleoside metabolic process
Cellular component (GO): cytoplasm
Molecular function (GO): purine-nucleoside phosphorylase activity
Source: RefSeq, a predicted model, not a curated record
AUGUGGCUCGAGUGGAUGGAUUUUUUAUUGUGUACUCUGAGUGAGGAUAUUAUUAAGGUCGAAGUUACUCCGGGAACGUGUAGAAAAGCGUCUACAGAAUUAAGUUGACUUUUGUUUUAUAACACUGUUUAUUUAUUCACAGCCGUUUCCAAUCGAUAGUAUUUUUUUAUACUUCUGUAUUCUGUUCAUAUUUUAAAAAGGACUUUUAGGCAACUUUCUCGAUUAUCAUCAUGUUUCCAGAAUCUGCGAAUGGGUACAGUUUUGAGGAGUGCAGUGCUACAGCUGAAUGGCUCCUCUCCCAGAUCCAGAUCCGUCCCCUGGUGGGUAUUGUGUGUGGUUCAGGCCUGGGACGCCUGGCUGAAAUGCUCAAAGACCAGAGGACAUUUAAUUACAGCGACAUUCCUAACUUCCCCCAGAGUACAGUGCAUGGCCACGCUGGCAGGUUGGUUUUUGGCACCCUGAAAGGAAAACCGUGUGUGUGCAUGCAGGGAAGGUUCCAUCUCUAUGAGGGCUACUCCAUCCAGAAGGUCACGCUGCCCAUCCGGAUCUUUAAGCUGCUUGGAGUAUCGACUGUUAUCCUGACGAAUGCAGCUGGGGGCCUGAAUCUGGACUACAAGGUUGGGGACAUCAUGAUCAUAAAAGACCAUAUCAAUAUGCCUGGCUUUGCAGGGAACAACCCACUAAAUGGACCCAAUGAUGAAAGGUUUGGCAUUCGGUUUCCCUCAAUGUCUGAUGCAUAUGACAAGGAACUACUUCAGCUGGCACAAGGUGUGGGGGCGGAGCUUGGCUACGGCAACUUCCUGCGCGAAGGCGUGUACUGUGUCCUGGGCGGGCCCUCGUUUGAGACCAUCGCUGAGUGUCGUAUGAUGACCAAACUAGGGGCGGACGCCGUUGGCAUGAGCACUGUGCACGAGGUGAUUGUAGCGCGCCACUGUGGCAUGCGUGUGCUUGCUCUGUCCCUAAUCACCAAUCAGGCUGUGAUGAACUACGACAGCCAGGAGAAGGCCAACCACGAGGAGGUCCUGGAGACAGGUCAGCUGAGGGCAGAGCAGCUGGAGAGACUGGUCACAACCAUGGUGACCCGCAUCCAGGACCACAACAGCGCCUGAUGUGAUACGUCCCAAAUGGCACACUAUUGCCUGUGCAGUGUACUAACUGCAGCCCUAUGAGCCUUGGUCUAAAGCGCCCAGUCAGAGGCUUGCUGGUUAAAUCUGAUCCCAGUCUGAUAACAACCAGUAAAGUUACAUUGAUUCGACAGAGCACUCCUAAUCUGAGGCAUUUGGUACGUACUGUCCCAGUUCUACUGCCUUGUCACAAAAGUCAAAUCAGAAUAAUAGCUGUUGGUGUGUGUGACUAUACUUGCAUUUGUCUUUGAAAAAUGAAAUGUUCUUAACCUUUUACAUUUUUUCUAUAUUUUCUUCUUUAAGUUUACAUUCUUGAGGGUAGCUGAUUGUUGACAACGUGAAUCUACUAUUAAUAUACAGCUGUGUUGAGCUUAAUCGACCCUACUGUUAUUAUUGACAUUUAGUAGCUUGGUAAUUGAGUAAAUUAAUAUUUAUUUUCUUCAUAAAUAAAGUUUAAUGUGUACAUUCCCUACCAGGUGUGGUAAUAUUUGGGUUUUAUAAGUUUAUACUGUUGAAAUAAAUGACCAGAAUGUAAUGUUGUAGCAUCUAGUAAAGUAGCAUUACUGCAUGUUAGUAUGGUUAUUAAGAAUUAGGGGUGUUUUUUUUGUAUAUUUAUACUUAUUUAUAGUAGCACUUUUUCAUUAGACAAUGAGUGCUUUUUGUUAGUACUGUUCUAUUAUAGAAUUAUUGUUUUUUUAUCAAUUGCCUUAUAGAAGGGUUUACUGGGUUUAUACUGUAGAAAUAGUACUGUACUAUACUGUAGUCAUGUCUGCUAAAUGGCAUAGAUCAGAGGGUUAUUUUACCUUGCAAGCUGCUGUUGGCUUUAGCAUUAUCUUGAUUAACAAUCCAAAUGUAUGUUUAUUCUAUAUGUAUUGAGGUUGAAUGCUGAAAUUUGUUACCUCUUCACUAACAGUCUUACUUUCACAAUAAACGUCAUUGAGUCAAUUUGAUGUUUCAGUU